This is a messenger RNA of Erpetoichthys calabaricus (reedfish), 4244 nucleotides long. RefSeq names its product zinc finger protein 721-like. The transcript is spliced from 4 exons. The record is from RefSeq and is a predicted model, not a curated record. NCBI's taxonomy places the organism in Eukaryota, Metazoa, Chordata, Cladistia, Polypteriformes, Polypteridae. Gene Ontology annotation, biological process: negative regulation of transcription by RNA polymerase II; regulation of cytokine production; regulation of immune system process. Bases 97 to 3543 code for a protein of 1148 amino acids.
AAAGGAAAUUCAAUUGUCUUUAGGUCUGAGUAAUGUGGUUCUGCUUGUUCUUUCAACAGCAAGGAAGAGGCAGCUGCCAUUUACUAUAACCUCUAAAUGGAUAUAAAACAGGAGGUAUGUGAGACUGACAUCAAUACCAUGGAGAUCCUGACUGUAAGCAUUAAAGAUGAGGACUGUCAAUGGGAGUCUGUCCACCCUAAACAGAACAGUCUCUGCAUUAAUAACGAUUAUGAACUGGUAACUGUGGGUAUUAAAGAAGAGGCGGAGGAGAGCUCUGUUAAUACUGAGACCAGCAAAUGUAAAAUAAUAGAAAGCGUCGAGGAAGAUGAACUUCGGUCAGUGUCGACUCUUCAUUAUGAAUCUCAAGAUGAAGCAGUGACCAGGUUAGUGUCUUCUCAAAGCGUAUGUCCUUCAUCUCUGAAGCCACCUAUCACAGCAAGUCCUGAAUCGUUACAUUCUGACACCAAGAGGAUGGAGGAAAUUUCAUCUACUAGAACUCAGGACAGUGAAGCAUCACCUUCAAAACAGUCUGGAGAAAGAGAGAAACCUCACUGCUGUCCUGAAUGUGGCAAACGAUUCACACAAAUGGUCUCCCUUAAAACCCACAUAAGAAUUCACACCGGAGAGAGGCCGUAUUCUUGUCCCGAAUGUGGAAAACGAUUCUCAGACAGGAGUCAUUUUCGGAGACACAGAAAAAUUCACACUAAAGAAAAACUAACACCAAGAGAAAAACCUUACUGCUGUUCGGAAUGUGGCAAGCGAUUUUGUAAUUUAAGAGAUCUUCGGUGUCACACAAGAAUUCACACUGGGGAGAAGCCAUAUUGCUGUUUGGACUGUGGCAAACGGUUCUCACAGAUGGUUACCCUUAAGACCCACAUAAGAAUUCAUACUGGAGAAAAGCCAUAUUCUUGUUCUGAAUGUGGAAAACAAUUCUCUGACAGGAGUCAUUUUAAGAGACACAAAAAAAUUCACACUGGAGAAAAAUUAACCCCGAAAGAGAAACCUUACUGUUGUUUGGAGUGUGGCGAACAGUUUUUGCUAAUGAGUCAUUUUAAGAAACAUACCAGAGCUCAUACAGGGAAGAAACCGUACUGCUGUUCUGAAUGUGGCAAAGAAUUCUGUGACAGUAGUACUCUUCGAAGACACUGUAGAAUUCACAAUGAAGAAAAGCCUUAUUGUUGUUCGGAAUGUGGCAAACGAUACUCACGAAUCACCUACCUUCAGAUACACACAAGGAUUCACACAGGAGAGAAACCUUACAGUUGUCCAGAAUGUGGCAAACAAUUUAUACAACUGAGAAGUCUUAAGAGUCAUGCAAGAAUUCACACAGGAGAGAAGCCAUAUUGCUGUAAUGAAUGUGGCAAACUGUUUGCACAACUAACUUAUCUUCAGAGUCACACAAGAAUUCAUACUGGGGAGAAGCCGUAUUGCUGUAAUGAAUGUGGAAAGCAGUUCUCACAAUUGAGCAGUCUUCACAUCCACAAACAAAGCCACAGUGGAGAGAAGCCAUUCUGCUGUAACGAAUGUGGCAAACAAUUCUCUUACAGGAGCAGUCUUCGUAACCAUUCGAAAAUUCAUUUAUUGGAGAAACCACAUUGCUGCUCUACAUGUGGCAAGCGGUUUUCCCAAAUUGCCACUCUUCAGACCCACAUGAGAAUUCACACUGGAGAGAAGCCGUACUCCUGUUCUGAAUGUGGGAAACGAUUUUCUGACAGCAGUCGUUUUCGGAGGCACAAAAGAACUCACACUGGAGAGAAACAUUACUCCUGUUCAGAAUGUGGCAAACAGUUCACACAAAGGGCCACUCUUAAGACCCACUUAAGAAUUCACACUGGCGAGAAGCCAUAUUCCUGUUCUGAAUGUGGAAAACUGUUCUCUGACAGCAGGUAUCUUCGGAGACACAAAAAAAUUCACUACCAAACUCCCAAGAUGAAUGUGAAAGAGGAGACGUGCGAGACUGACAUAAAUACCAUGGAGAUCACAGCUGUAAAUAUUAAGGAGGAGGACUGUGAAUGGGAGCCUAAACAGGGCAAGCUCUGCAUUAAGGACGAAGAUUACGAAGUGGUGACUGUGGGCAUUAAAGAAGAGGCUAUCGAGACGUCCAAGCAUACAAUUAUGGAGCAUGGUGAGGAAGAUAACCUUCAUUCAGAGUUGACCCCUCAUCAUGAGUGUCAAGAUGAAGCCGUGACUGGGUUAACGUUUUGUCACAGCAGAGGCCAUUCAUCUGUGAGUCCAUUUAUCAAACAGAGUCCUGAAUCAUUACAUUCUGACACCAAUAGGGUUGAGGAAAUUUCAUCUAGUAGAACUUGGGACAGUCAACCAUCACCUUCAAAACAGUCUGCAGAAAGAGACAAACCUCAUUGCUGUCCUGAAUGUGGCAAGCGAUUUUGCAAUUUAAGAAAUCUUCAGUGUCACACAAGAAUUCACACUGGAGAGAAGCCAUAUUGCUGUUUGGACUGUGGUAAACGGUUCUCAAAGAUGGUGACCCUUAAGACCCACAUAAGAAUUCAUACUGGAGAGAAGCCAUAUUCUUGUUCAGAUUGUGGAAAGCGAUUCUCAGAUCGGAGCCAUUUUCAGAGACACAGAAAAAUUCACACGGGAGAGAAAUUAACCCCGAAAGAGAAACGUUUCUGCUGUUCAGAAUGUGGUAAACAGUUUUUGUUAAUGAGCCAUUUUCAGUACCACAUAAGAGUUCAUACAGGAGAGAAACCGUACUGCUGUUCUGAAUGUGGCAAACCAUUCCGUGACAGAAGUACUCUUCGAAGACACUCUAGAAUUCAUAAUGGAGAGAAACCUUAUUGUUGUCCAGAAUGUGGCAAGCGUUACUCACGAAUUGCCUAUCUUCAGACGCACGCAAGAAUUCACACUGGAGAAAAGCCAUAUAGUUGUCCAGAAUGUGGCAAGCAAUUUGUACAAUUAAGGAGUCUACAGAAGCACACAAGAACUCACACAGGCGAAAAGCCAUAUUGCUGUUCGGAAUGUGGUAAACUCUUUUCACAACUAAGUCACCUUCAGAGUCACACAAGAAUCCAUACUGGUGAGAAACCAUUUAGCUGUAAGGAAUGUGGCAAGCAAUUUACACAAAUGAGCAGUCUUCAGAUCCACAAGCAAAGUCAUAGUGCAGAGAAGCCAUUCAGCUGUAAUGAGUGUGGGAAACAAUUCUCUUACAAGAGUAGUCUUCGAACUCACUUAAAAAUUCAUGUAGUGGAGAAACCAUAUUGCUGUUCUACAUGUGGCAAACGGUUCUCCCAAAUGGCCACUCUUCAGACCCACAUACGAGUUCACACCGGAGAGAAGCCAUAUUCUUGCUCUGAUUGUGGGAAAAGAUUCUCUGACAGUAGCCGUUUUCGGAGACACAAAAGAAUUCAUACGGGAGAAAAACGUUACUGCUGUUCUGAAUGUGGCAAGCAGUUUACACAAAGGGCCACUCUUAAGACCCACAUAAGAAUUCACACUGGCGAGAAGCCAUAUUCUUGUUCUGAAUGUGGGAAACAAUUCUCUGACAGCAGUCAUCUUCGGAGACACAAAAGAAUUCACCAUUAAGAGAAGCCCCGAAGGAGUAGGUUAGAGGGAGAAGAAGGCAAGAAGGCAAGAAGGAGUUCAAAGUAACUCUCCUAAUUCUAGGUCUUUACAGGAUAUGCUUCAUUGUGUGAGAUCUCUACCAAAUUUUCUCAUAAUGUCAGCCGUCUUUCACUGUGUGAAAAGGAUCCACCAUACUGGCUAGCUCCAGAAUAGAAAGAUGAUCACACGCUGCCACUGCACUAUACUAGAUUAUGAUGUUUGUCAGGCAGUCAGUCAGUCAUUUUCUAACUGGCUUACUCCUGAAUAGGGUUGCAGAGGUCUGCUGGAGCCUAUUCCAGCCAGCAUAGGGCACAAGGCAAGAACAAGCCCUGGACCGGGCACCAGUCCAUUGCAGGGGUGAACACAUACAUGCACACACAUCCACCUCAACCAUGCACUAGGGCCAAUAUAGGAUCGCCAGCUUACCUCACCUGCAUGUCUUUGAAAUGUGGUAGGAAACUGGAGCAAACCCCACACAGACACAGGGAGAACAUGCACACUCCAUGCUGGGAGGUCCUGGGAUGUGAACCCUGGUCUCCUUACUGCGAGGCAGCAGUUGCGCCACUGCACAACCCUUUAUGGGGUCUGUGAUAGUGUAAAAUCAUUAGAUACAGAACACAAGACAUCUACUGUGGUGUCCAUCUGGAUGGCCAUUUUUUCUAUUACCAAAAUAAACUGGGGGG